Messenger RNA from Chroicocephalus ridibundus (black-headed gull), 6591 nucleotides. Its product is annotated as mucin-2-like. The transcript is spliced from 32 exons. The annotation marks the transcript as partial. Lineage: Eukaryota; Metazoa; Chordata; Aves; Charadriiformes; Laridae. The record is from RefSeq and is a predicted model, not a curated record.
ACAGCCACCAUGACCACCAGCACCUCUACAAGCCCCACAACCACCGGCACCUCUACUACAACCUUGGGAACAAGCACCUUUCCUUCCUCCACACCCAUCACCACCUCUACAGACACCACAACCUCCACAGACACCUUCACUUCUACACCCACCAUGACCACCAGCACCUCUCAAAGCCCCACAACCACCGGCACCUCUACUACAACCUUGGGAACAAGCACCUUUCCUUCCUCCACACCCAUCACCACCUCUACAGACACCACACCCACCAGCACCACUGGAACCUCAACACCCACUACAAUUUCAAUGGUCACCUCGCCCUCCACCACCUCUGUGGUCACCACAGCCACCACCACCAUGACCACCAGCACCUCUACAAGCCCCACAACCACCGGCACCUCUACUACAACCUUGGGAACAAGCACCUUUCCUUCCUCCACACCCAUCACCACCUCUACAGACACCACACCCACCAGCACCACUGGAACCUCAACACCCUCUACAAUUUCUAGGGUCACCUCACCCUCCACCACCUCUGUGGUCACCACAGCCACCAGCUCUUCAGAAACAUCCACCUCGAGAAGCACCUCGGAAACGUCCACAGCAGCCAGCACUGCUGCAACCUCCACAGACACCUUCACUCCUACAGCCACCAUGACCACCAGCACCUCUACAAGCCCCACAACCACCGGCACCUCUACUUCUAGGGUCACCUGGCCCUCCACCACCUCUGUGGUCACCACAGCCUCCACCACCUCUGUGGUCACCACAGCCACCAGCUCUUCAGAAACAUCCACCUCGAGAAGCACCAUGACCACCAGCACCUCUACAAGCCCCACAACCACCGGCACCUCUACUACAACCUUGGGAACAAGUACACAUCCUUCCUCCACACCCAUCACCACCUCUACAGACACCACACCCACCAGCACCACUGAAACCUCAACACCCACUACAAUUUCAAUGGUCACCUCGCCCUCCACCACCUCUGUGGUCACCACAGCCACCAGCUCUUCAGAAACAUCCACCUCGAGAAGCACCUCGGAAACGUCCACAGCAGCCAGCACUGCUGCAACCACCACAGACACCUUCGCUCCUACAGCCACCAUGACCACCAGCACCUCUCAAAGCCCCACAACCACCAGCACCUCUACUACAACCUUGGGAACAAGCACCUUUCCUUCCUCCACACCCAUCACCACCUCUACAGACACCACACCCACCAGCACCACUGGAACCUCAACACCCACUACAAUUUCUAGGGUCACCUCGCCCUCCACCACCUCUGUGGUCACCUCAGCCACCAGCUCUUCAGAAACAUCCACCUCGAGAAGCACCUCGGAAACGUCCACCUUGGGAACAAGCACCUUUCCUUCCUCCACACCCAUCACCACCUCUACAGACACCACACCCACCCCCUCCACCACCUCUGUGGUCACCACAGCCACCAGCUCUUCAGAAAUAUCCACCUCGAGAAGCACCUCGGAAACGUCCACAGCAGCCAGCACUGCUGCAACCAGCACCUCUCAAAGCCCCACAACCACCAGCACCUCUACUACAACCUUGGGAACAAGCACCUUUCCUUCCGCAACCUCCACAGACACCUUCGCUCCUACAGCCACCAUGACCACCAGCACCUCUCAAAGCCCCACAACCACCAGCACCUCUACUACAACCUUGGGAACAAGCACCUUUCCUUCCUCCACACCCAUCACCACCUCUACAGACACCACACCCACCAGCACCACUGAAACCUCAACACCCACUACAAUUUCAAUGGUCACCUCGCCCUCCACCACCUCUGUGGUCACCACAGCCACCAGCUCUUCAGAAACAUCCACCUCGAGAAGCACCUCGGAAACGUCCACAGCAGCCAGCACUGAUGCAACCUCCACAGACACCUUCGCUCCUACAGCCACCAUGACCACCAGCACCUCUCAAAGCCCCACAACCACCAGCACCUCUACUACAACCUUGGGAACAAGCACCUUUCCUUCCCCAACACCCAUCACCACCUCUACAGACACCACACCCACCAGCACCACUGAAACCUCAACACCCACUACAACCUUCACUCCUACAGCCACCAUGACCACCAGCACCUCUCAAAGCCCCACAACCACCAGCACCUCUACUACAACCUUGGGAACAACCAGCACUGCUGCAACCUCCACAGACACCUUCACUCCUACAGCCACCAUGACCACCAGCACCUCUCAAAGCCCCACAACCACCGGCACCUCUACUACAACCUUGGGAACAACCACCAUGACCACCAGCACCUCUGAAAGCCCCACAACCACCAGCACCUCUACUACAACCUUGGGAACAAGCACCUUUCCUUCCUCCACACCCAUCACCACCUCUACAGACACCACACCCACCAGCACCACUGAAACCUCAACACCCACUACAAUUUCUAGGGUCACCUCGCCCUCCACCACCUCUGUGGUCACCACAGCCACCAGCUCUUCAGAAACAUCCACCUCGAGAAGCACCUCGGAAACGUCCACAGCAGCCAGCACUGCUGCAACCUCCACAGACACCUUCGCUCCUACAGCCACCAUGACCACCAGCACCUCUACAAGCCCCACAACCACCGGCACCUCUACUACAACCUUGGGAACAAGCACCUUUCCUUCCUCCACACCCAUCACCACCUCUACAGACACCAAACCCACCAGCACCACUGAAACCUCAACACCCACUACAACCACCAGCACCUCUACAAGCCCCACAACCACCGGCACCUCUACUACAACCUUGGGAACAAGUACACAUCCUUCCUCCACACCCAUCACCACCUCUACAGACACCACACCCACCAGCACCACUGAAACCUCAACACCCACUACAAUUUCAAUGGUCACCUCGCCCUCCACCACCUCUGUGGUCACCACAGCCACCACCACCAUGACCACCAGCACCUCUCAAAGCCCCACAACCACCAGCACCUCUACUACAACCUUGGGAACAACCAGCACUGCUGCAACCUCCACAGACACCUUCACUCCUACAGCCACCAUGACCACCAGCACCUCUCAAAGCCCCACAACCACCGGCACCUCUACUACAACCUUGGGAACAAGCACCUUUCCUUCCUCCACACCCAUCACCACCUCUACAGACACCACACCCACCAGCACCACUGGAACCUCAACACCCACUACAAUUUCAAUGGUCACCUCGCCCUCCACCACCUCUGUGGUCACCACAGCCACCAGCUCUUCAGAAACAUCCACCUCGAGAAGCACCUCGGAAAUGUCCACAGCAGCCAGCACUGCUGCAACCUCCACAGACACCUUCACUCCUACAGCCACCAUGACCACCAGCACCUCUCAAAGCCCCACAACCACCAGCACCUCUACUACAACCUUGGGAACAAGCACCUUUCCUUCCUCCACACCCAUCACCACCUCUACAGACACCACACCCACCAGCACCACUGGAACCUCAACACCCACUACAAUUUCUAGGGUCACCUCGCCCUCCACCACCUCUGUGGUCACCACAGCCACCAGCUCUUCAGAAAUAUCCACCUCGAGAAGCACCUCGGAAACGUCCACAGCAGCCAGCACUGCUGCAACCUCCACAGACACCUUCACUCCUACAGCCACCAUGACCACCAGCACAUCUCAAAGCCCCACAACCACCAGCACCUCUACUACAGCAGCCAGCACUGCUGCAACCUCCACAGACACCUUCGCUCCUACAGCCACCAUGACCACCAGCACCUCUGAAAGCCCCACAAACACCAGCACCACUACUACAACCUUGGGAACAUCGCCCUCCACCACCUCUCUGGUCACCACAGCCACCAGCUCUUCAGAAAUAUCCACAUCUCAAAGCAUCUCGGAAACGUCCACAGCAGCCAGCACUGCUGCAACCUCCACAGACACCUUCACUCCUACAGCCACCAUGACCACCAGCACCUCUACAAGCCCCACAACCACCAGCACCUCUACUACAACCUUGUCUACAGACACCACACCCACCAGCACCACUGGAACCUCAACACCCACUACAAUUUCUAGGGUCACCUCGCCCUCCACCACCUCUGUGGUCACCACAGCCACCAGCUCUUCAGAAACAUCCACCUCGAGAAGCACCUCGGAAGGAACCUCAACACCCACUACAAUUUCUAGGGUCACCUCGCCCUCCACCACCUCUGUGGUCACCACAGCCACCAGCUCUUCAGAAACAAACCACCAGCACCUCUACAACAGCCAUGGGAACAAGGACCCUUCUUCCCACCACGUCCAACAGCCCCCCUACCCCACCAGCAGCUCUGUGGUCUCAACGCCCACCAGCACCAUGGAAAUAUCCACUUCCAGAAGCACCUCGGAAACUUCCACAGCAACCCGCACUGCUGGAACCUCCACAGCCACCUUCACUUCCACAGCCACCACUCCCUCCAGCACCUCUGUGGUCACCAUGCCCACCAGAACCUCUGAACUCUCCAGAGCUACUAUCAGCUCUGAAACUUCCUUGUCCACCAGCGCCUCCGAAAUCCCCACAACCACCAGCACCUCUGAAGUCUCCACACCCUCCAACACCACUGUGGUCACCAGGACCAUCACCACCUCUGAAAUCCCCACAACCACCAGGACCUCUACAACAGCCAUGUGGACAAGCACCUUUCCUUCCACCAUGCCCAUCAGCACCUCUGAAGUCUCAACGCCCAGUAGCACCUCUGUGGUCACAACUCCCACCAGCACCUCAGAAAUAUCCAUCUCCACGAGCACCUCCAAAAUGUCCACCACAGCCAGCACUGCUGGAACCUCCACAGCCACCUUCACUUCUACAGCCACCACGUCCACCAGCACUUCUGUGGUCACCAUACCCACCCGCACCUCUGAAAUCCCCACGAACACCAGCACCUCUACAACAACCUUGGGAACAAGCAUCUUUCCUUCCACCUCGCCCACCAGCACCUCUACAGACACCACACCCGCCAGCCCCACUGAAACCUCCAUGGGCACCAGAAUUUCUAUGGUCACCACGCCCACCAGCACCUCAGAAAUCUCAAUGCCCAGUAGCACCUCUGUAGUCACCAUGCUCACCAGCACUUCUGAAACCUCCAUGGCCACCAGCACCUCUGACAUCUCCGCAGCUACCAGCACCUCUUUGGUCACCAGGGGCAUCACAACCACUGAAACCCAAACAACUGCCAGCACCUCUACAUCAGCCAUGCGAAGAAGCACCUUCACUCCCUCCAUGCCAACCAGCACCUCUGAAAUCCCCACAACUACCAGCACCUCUGUGGUCACCACGUCCACCCGCCCCUCUGAAAUCCCAAUGUCCACCAGUGCCUCUACUGUCACCUUUCCCGCCAGCACAUCUGUGGUCACCUCACCCGCCAGCACCUCUGAAAUCUCAACACCCAGUAGCACGUCUCUGGUAACCACUCCCACCAGCACCGCUGAAGUCACCACGCCCACCACCACCUCUGAAAUCCCCAGGACCACCAGCACCCCUACAACAACCUCGGGAACAAGCAGAUUUCCCUCCACAAUGGCCAUGAGCACCUCUACAGACACGACGCCCGCCAGUACAUCUGAAAUAUCAACGCCCGGUCAAUGCCAGAACGGGGGCACCUGGCUUGACACCCAUUGCAAAUGUCCUGAUGGUUAUGAGGGCACGUACUGCCAGUAUGCCAAGGAAACCAUCGAGCUCAAAGAUGUAACGGUGAAUGCAACGGUGGAGAUGAAGGCGAAGAUUGACAACAGGAAUUUCACAGAAGACCUGAAAAAUAAGACCUCUGCAGCUUACCGAGAUUUUGAGAAGGAAUUCAAGGAGCAGAUGAGGAAGGUUUACAAACAUUUAGAGGGCUACCAAGAUGUGGAGAUCCACGAACUGACCAACGGCAGCAUUCUGGUGAACUACACCGUCCUCCUGAAGGUGCUCGUCAGCGCCACAGUGAACGCUACGGUGGAGACCAUCUCCCAAAACCUCGUCAAAGCCGUCAAUAACAACACCUUCUGCAACAGCAGCUGCGUAGGAGCCAACUGUGAUUUCUGUUUCAACUCCAACUUCACCAACAUCACCAGCUACGAGGUGAACGAGGUUGAAAGCAAUCUGUGCGACAAUUACAUCGUGGAGGACCUCAAGCCCUACUACACCCUGCUCAUCACCAACACCAGCGUCUUCUGCGUUAGCGUAUGUGACAAACGAUCUCCUGAUCCUCACAACUGCAUCCACGGCAAGUGCAUCGUGAUGCUCUCGGGACCACAGUGCGAGUGCUCGGACCAGUCGGCGUUCUGGUACCAAGACAGCAUGUGCAGCUCACGGAUCAGCAAGAUCGGGGUGGCCGUAGGGGUACCGGUGACCGUGUUGGUGGUGACCAUCGCCAUCUUCACCGUCCUCCUGGUGCGGGCUAAGAGGCAGAAGGACGACUACAGGGUUCAGUUGACCUCCUACAGGGACCUCUAUUGUGAUGAGGAGGAAAGCUGGAACAACACUGAGGGCUUCUCCAGCGUCAACCAGGCAGCUACAUUGGAAGAGCCCUAUAGCACCUCCUACAUCAACCUGCAGAAGGUGGACACCUCGCAGAAGAUCCACAUCAAACGACCGUCCGUCAUCGUUCCCUGA